AAGAUGGCGGCGCUGGACAGGAGCUUCAUAGAAAUAUGUGGAUUUGAGAGGGAAACGUUUUCAAAGUUCCGCGACAUCAAUGUCAAUUUAGGCUUGAGUGCCCUUCCUGGAGGUGUCAAAUGUCCAGACAGCGCAGGAGGCUUUUACUAUGAAGAGAGUGGGAAGCUCCUGUCUGUCACUAGUAACAGAUUCAUACACUGGUCCACGUCUGGGGACACCGUCCAGCUAGUGGAGCAGUCACUGGACACCAACCUGCUGAACAAUGCGGUGCGCAUUAAAAUCCCCCAGUGCCAAGUCCUACCGGACGGCGUGCACAUUGAGGAGACCCUCAACAAUGUCAUCAUCCUCAUCGUCACCAACCAGUCAGUCCACAGGCUGGCCCUGCAACAUCCUUCACGCAUGUACCGCAGUGAGCUGGUCACAGAGCUGCAGAUGCAGUCCAUCUUCACAGACGUGGGCAAGCUGAACCUGCAGGACCCCUCUCACAGCUUCGUGCUGCCCAGCGUGCCCGGCCAGCCCCCCGUUAGCCCCACCACCUCCACCGCCUGGAUCAGCCAGGAGGGAGAGGCUCACUUCGCCCUGGCCUCCGCCUCCGGGGGCAUCCUGGUGGUCGCUCUGCCCCCACACGACUCCCUGGGCACUGUGGGCAUAGUGGAGCUGAAGCAGAGCUCAGUCAUGCAGAGGCUGGCUGGCUGGAUGCCCACUGCCAUCAGAGGUGGCCAGAGCCCUUCAGACCAGGCCCUGAGUCUGGCUGUGAGGCAGUUUGACGAUGACCCCUUCAUCUUCGCACUCUGCCAAGAUCACAAACUGCGCAUGUGGUCCUACAAGGAGCAGGUGUGCCUGAUGGUGGCGGACAUGCUGGAGUACCUGCCGGUGGGGCGUGGGGAGGUGAAGAGCAUCCCGGGACAGGGCCACAAGCUGCGGCUCUCCUUCUCCUCAACCACGGGCCUCAGCCUGGGCGUCUACCUCGGCCUGCCCAAGAGGGGACAGUUCUGCGUCAUGGAGCUGGUGGCCAACAACAACCGCUACAGCCUCGUCCACCUCUCCACCAUCUUCACCACACAGGAAACCCUGGUGGACUUUGCCUUGACCUCUACUGAUAUCUGGGGUCUGUGGCUGGACGAUGACAACCAAACAGUGGUGAAAUACAUCAACUUUGAGCACAACUCGGCUGGCCUGUGGAAUCAGGUGUUCAUGCACCCUGCCCCAGAGGAGGAGGUCCACAUCGGAAUAGACCAGGACCCACGGGAGGCCUACCUUGAUGUCCUCUUCUCCCCCCUCCAGUUCACCGCCAUGGCCAUCAUCAAAGCCUUACAGAUUUACAAGAGAGGUACUGAGAGGUUCAUCGACCUGCCCUGGGAAUCCCUGAAGAGGGAGGUGACUCUCGCUGUGGAGAAUGAGCUCCAGAACAGUGUUGUGGAGUACGAGUUCUCCCAGGAGGAGUACCGCCAGCUGCAGGUGGAGUUCUGGUCCAAGUUCUACGCCUGCUGCCUGCAGUACCAGGAGGCCCUGUCCACACCACUAGCCCUGCUCAUCAACCAGGCCACCGCCAUGGCCUGCGUACUCAAGAAGGGAUAUGUGUCCUACCUGUUGCCCUGCUUCGCUGUGGAUCACCUGUACCUGUCUGCUGAUGAGUACCUUUUCUCUGAAGAGGAGACACCUGUGGCUGAAGACCCAGAGGUGGGUCGUGACGUGCUGCAGCUGGUCCAGUGUCUGCGUCUGGUGAGCGAGUGUGUGCAGGGUGACAUGGCCUACGACAUGGAGAAGGCCCUCGACCACCUGCAGUCCCCAGAGAGGGCAGCCGAGCAGGUGCUCGAGAGCAUGCUGGCCAACGACAGUGAGAACGUGAUUGAGGAGAUCCAGAAUAAGCUGCAGGACAUCCGCAACCCCCCGGGGGCCAUGUCAGUCCUGCUGAGGGAGAUGGACCUGGAGACGGACGCCGACGCCGCAGAGGGAGCCGCGCUCACCGCAGGGCGUUCGCUGAGCCUGCGUAUCAGCCUGUCGCAGCUGUAUGGCAGCAGUGUGGCGGUGAGUGUGGUGUGCCAGGCCGUAUGCCACAUGGCCCUCACCAGAGCCAUGCUGUGCAGAGACCUGCUCAUCCUGCAGCAGCUAUACCUGAGACUUGGAGACAACGUGUUCUUGGGUGGCGGUGGUCAGCUGUUGCAGCUUCAGCAGGACCUGAUCCCGCGCUGCUCCCACCUGCUCUGCUGCUACUACCUGCUCAAGAAGAUCAGCCAGAGCCUCUCCACACCUGUGGCCCUCGACACACUUGAUGCCAAUCUUCAGCACCUCUCUGUUCUGGAGCUGACUGACUCUCCUGCCAUGGCGCCCAACAGAUCAGUCCUGAAUCCUCAGACGGUGGUGGAGCUGUUCUACCAGAACGUGGCCCGCAAGGCCAUCAUGGGCCAGAUCUACUCUCAGCAGACGGGCCAGUCCAGCCAGGUGCCCCUGCACUGGCCCCAGAUGGCCUCCAGCGUCGUCACCAACCUCUCACAGCUCCUAUGGCCAAGCAACCCCGGCUUCAUGUUCCCAGAGUGCCUGAUGGGGAACUGCCAGUACACACAACUCCAGGAGUAUGUGCGUCUGAUUGGCCCGUGGUGUCAGGUGAACGUGGGCUCGUGUCGCUUCAUCCUGGGCCAGAGCUACCUGGCUACAGGGGAGGGGCAGAAGGCGCUUCAGUGUUUCCAGGAGGCCGCCACUGAGGUGGAGAAAGAGGACUUCCUGAUGCGGCUAGCCAGCAGCACAGAGGAGGAGGAGGCAGCCGCCAGCGCCCCACGCCUGCAGUACUACAACAAGGUUCUGAGAUUACUGGAGGAUGUUGGAUUACCUGAGCUGGUUAUCCAGUUGGCAACGCUUGCGAUAUCAGAAGCCGUCAACGACCCCAGAAGUCAGGCGGCUCUCUGGACUCGUAUCUUCAAGCACCACCUGGACUUGGGCCAUAACAGCCAGGCCUACGAGGCCCUCGUCCAGAACCCAGACAAGAGCAGGCAGCUGGACUGUCUCCGGCAGCUGGUGGUGGUCCUGUGCGAGAGGUCGCAGCUCCAAGAUCUCGUCCAGUUUUCCUACGUCAACCUACAUGAUGAGGUGGUGAACAUCAUUGAGUCGAGGGCCAGAGCUGUGGAUCUCAUGACUCACAACUACUAUGAGCUGCUGUAUGCUUUCCACAUCAACCGCCACAACUACAGGAAAGCGGGUACGGUGAUGUUUGAGUACGGCAUGCGUCUGGGUCGCGAGGUGCGCACGCUGCACGGUCUACAGAAGCAGGUGAACUGCUACCUGGCGGCCCUCAACUGCCUGCGCCUCAUCCGGCCAGACUACGCCUGGAUCGUACAGCCAUCCUCCGGGAGCACGUAUGAGCGUCCAGGUGCAUCACCCAAACGGAACUACGAUGGCGAGUUUGCUCCUGGCCCAGUGAAGCGUCAGAUUGACAUCCUGGAGCUGACGGACCUCCAGAAGGAGUACCUCCUGGCCCGCAGCCGCCUCACGCUGGCCCAGCAGCACCCGCCCUCCGCAGCCAUCGCAGGAAGUGCCUCAGCAGUGGAGAUGGUGACUCUGCUUGUCCAGACGGGGCUGUUCGACACGGCCCUCUCGCUCUGUCAGACGUUCAAGCUGCCCCUCACACAGGUCUUUGAAGGCCUAACAUUCAAAUGCAUCAAGCUGCAGUAUGGCGGGGAGCAGAGCCAGAAUGAAGCCUGGAGCUGGCUGGCCGCAAACCAGCUCUCCACCAUCGUCACCACCAAGGAGUCCAGUGCCACUGAUGAGGCUUGGCGACUAUUGGCCUCCUACCUGGAAGCGCACCCUUCCCAGAAUGCUCAGCACUAUCGCUGUGUCAUCAACAAGCUGCUCUCGCACGGCGUGCCACUGCCUGACUGGCUGGUCAAUGCCUACAAGGCCGUGGACACUGCUGCACUAUUACGACUUUAUUUGAAGUUCGAUCGUCUGGAUUUGGCUGCAGAACUGGUGAUUGAAUACGUGGACGCUCUUCUUGGAAAGGGACACCAGUAUUUUGGAAUAGAGAGGCCUCUGUCGGCCACGGCACCUGUGGUCUGGCUCCCGUACACUUCAAUAGACCAGCUGCUGUCCAACCUCACUGAAACCCAGACGCAUAUCAAGUUGCAUGAGCAGUUGAAGGCCAAGUUGGACGACUACCACCAAGUGUUGGAGAAUGCUACCAGACUCCGGCUUCAGGCUCACUAGCGCCACCUAGCCACACUACUGCCUUCCCGCCUGGUGCUGCUUUUCCUUCCCUGGUGUUUUCAUUUUCGAAAAAAAGGAAAAACUAAAAAACAGCCAAAUAAGUAUAUUUUUGUAAAGGUUAAAAUGAAAAGGACGACUGAGCACUUGGGUGACAGCAUGAUGUGAUGUGAGAAUGUUUUCAGUUGAGUGGUGUGGAUGUAGAGACCAGAGUUCGGCCAUCUGUGCGACCGCUGAACACUCCGAUGUAUAGUAUGUAUUUGUGUGUGAGGUUCCCCAACUGCUUUGUAUGUUUGUGUGAGUUUUAUAUAGUGAAUGUGUAUGUUGUCGUUUUUGCUCUAUAAUGUACUCAUACCUGUGCUCUUCAAUCAGGUUUGUUGUAAAUUGUAAGGAAUGUAAUAAAGAAUUUUCCACAUGGUUCA
Engraulis encrasicolus (European anchovy) is the source of this 4616-nucleotide messenger RNA. RefSeq names its product nucleoporin 160 (gene nup160). The record is from RefSeq and is a predicted model, not a curated record. The transcript has 35 exons. Gene Ontology annotation, cellular component: nuclear pore. Lineage: Eukaryota; Metazoa; Chordata; Actinopteri; Clupeiformes; Engraulidae. Gene Ontology annotation, molecular function: structural constituent of nuclear pore. The coding region runs from base 4 to 4197 and encodes 1397 amino acids.